Chroicocephalus ridibundus (black-headed gull) is the source of this 1926-nucleotide messenger RNA. RefSeq names its product CD59 molecule (CD59 blood group) (gene CD59). Bases 196 to 555 code for a protein of 119 amino acids. NCBI's taxonomy places the organism in Eukaryota, Metazoa, Chordata, Aves, Charadriiformes, Laridae. The record is from RefSeq and is a predicted model, not a curated record. The transcript has 4 exons.
UCCUCGAUCCCCCCUCCCGGGGCCGGGCCGAAGCCGCCGCUCCGCCCCGGGGAACUGGGGGACGAUACAGCCCGUCGAGGCAACGCCGCCUCCGCAGCCCAUCACCGCCAGCAGCACCAACCCCCCCCCCCUCCCCGCAACGGACGGUGCGGGGCCGGUCGGCAGCGGGUGCUCGGGGGGAGGCAGGGAAGAAGCAUGAUCAAGAUGAACUGCAUCCUGUUAACCGCCUGCCUUGUUCUGGUUGCUUUUUGUAGUUCUGGUUAUGCCCUGAGGUGUUACCACUGCGACAACAGCCCUUCCUUGUGCAAGACCAAUAGUACGUGCCUAGCGACCGAAGAUACUUGCUUGCAGAUGAAAUUUGGUAAAUUGAGAACUUCCUCCUGCUGGAAGGCAUCCCAGUGCAGCAUGAAUGAUAUUGCCGAAUUCUUCCAGUUGGAUAAUUUUGAAUUCUUUUGCUGCCAACACGACUUGUGCAACGAGAGCGCAACUACUGGGGUUAACAAAGCAGCCUUCAGUAUUGCCUCCGUAAUGACCAUGUUAUGGAUGCUUCUGUAAUAAUCCCGAUUUGUAUGCUGUACUAUCAAGCUGAGAUUAUACAAAAUCAUUAACUCUCUUCUGAAUCGUUACUUCUCGCAUUUUCAGUUCCUAACUGUGGGCUGAAACAUUACCUUUUAAUGUUAAAUUCUGUUUGCUAAGGUUCCAUCUGUUAAAUCACCAUCUCCAGCCAUGGGAAGGAGACGUAUAUUGUUACCUGUUAUAGGGAGUUCAGGUAUUUUGGUGUACCGUAUUCAUGGGGAAAAUAACUUGUUAAGAAGUGGUGUUAUCUUGUGGAGAACCUCGGCAAACUUCCGUGGGUGAUGUGAAAGGGAAUGAAUACUGUAGGUUUUUAUGCUGGAAAACUAUAAUUUCUUACCAUCCCAUAAAUUGUGAUUGGUUUUGGUUGGGAUUUCUGUGGGGUUUUUUGGUGAGUUUGGAAAUAUUGUUUUGAUGAGUAUGGAAAUACUUAGUUUCAAGUGAUGUAGACUCUUUGUUCCCAUCACUGUAAUUAUAUUUUUUUUUUCUUUCUACAAGCCAGUGAUAUAACCUUGUAAGUACUGUUAUUUUGGGAGAAAACAUCUACAUUUCUUAAACCAAAACCAAAAUAAUGCCUCUUUUUAUAUUUCUGUGAACAUGCAGACAACACAUGCUAGCUUCUUUUGCAAGCUUCCCCCCCCCCUUUAUCCACAUCUAGGAUUUUAACUAAGCAUGUGCUUUGCACUGAGUAUUUAAUGGAAUACUGAAAAUAGUUUAUAAAAUGCUAAGGAAUUGAAAUGGCACAUCUAGUUUAUUUUCCCACACAGUAAGCGUUUGGGUUUUGUGGGGAAACAGUGCCAUGUAAACUUAACCCUUCAAGCUUCCACCUAAGAGUAUUAAACAAAACCUUGCAGAACUUUAUAUUUUUACUUUUACGCAACUCUAUAAAUGCCAAUACGAAAUAUACGUGUAUUAUAUAGCAUGAAUAAAAACCGCUUGGUUUGUAUGUGUAAGAGGUCUGGAGCAGAAGUGGUGUGGACGUUGCUCUGCCUCAGUGGUGGAGAAAGACCUUUGGCAUUUCUCCGGGACUCGGGGACCCUCUUGGUCAGGUACAAUGUCAAAUUCUCCUUUUUCUCUUCUGGAGCACUUGGCACAUCCCUGCAAGAGUCGUGGUCCAUUGCCAAUGACAUAUUCCCUUCCUGAGGAUCCCCGCUUGUGCUACGCAGGGUGCCAGUGACACCAGUUCACCCAGUCAUAACGAGGGUGUUACGCCAAUCCAUGAUUUAUUCUGCAAUGUAUCUUUUGGUUAAGCUUAUCUUAGCUGUGAAAGCGUCUCCUGGGAUCUCUCUGAUCACUCAAAAUACGGAAGUCAUGCUGUCUUUGAUUAAUAAAAACGUCAGAAAAGAAAACGUG